Messenger RNA from Drosophila gunungcola (fruit fly), 2342 nucleotides. RefSeq names its product probable cytochrome P450 303a1 (gene Cyp303a1). The transcript has a single exon. NCBI's taxonomy places the organism in Eukaryota, Metazoa, Arthropoda, Insecta, Diptera, Drosophilidae. Gene Ontology annotation, molecular function: heme binding; monooxygenase activity; oxidoreductase activity, acting on paired donors, with incorporation or reduction of molecular oxygen. The coding region runs from base 402 to 1913 and encodes 503 amino acids. The record is from RefSeq and is a predicted model, not a curated record.
AAUGUUUUAUUAAACAACACAACUUAAGGACUGGGAAAAUUAAAAUCACAAUUUUAAAAUCUCUUACACAUAAGCGAUAUUAGCUCAAGUAUUAAGAACAGAAAUCCAACCAUGUGCAUCUUUUAAAUUUGUCUAUUUCGUAUUUUUAAACUCCCAACUGAUGUGAAAACUUUAUCGUCAAAAGAAAAUACAAACAAGAGGAAAAGCUCUUCACAAGACAUCUAUAAAAGCCAGGCUCAGCCAACCAAGCGGAUUCAGUCGAUUUGGGUGAACGUCAGGUGCGAGAUCAAAAACUGUGGACUGGUUCACCAGGAAACCGUGGAUAACUAACCUGGUCCGAACUCCAGCCUAAAAGCCAGCCAAGAUUGCGUAACUGGGAAAAGUGAAAGCAACGGAAAAACAUGUUUUAUGCGGUCAUCUGGAUUUUCUGCGCCACUCUAUUGGCAAUCUUGUUUGGUGGAGUGCGAAAACCGAAAAGAUUUCCGCCAGGACCUCGCUGGUAUCCCAUUGUGGGAAGUGCCCUGCAGGUUUCACAGCUGCGGUGUCGUCUUGGAAUGUUUUGCAAAGUGAUCGAUGUGUUCGCCAAGCAAUAUGUGAAUCCCUAUGGCUUCUUUGGCCUAAAGAUUGGCAAAGAUAAGGUGGUGAUAGCCUACACGAACUUAGCAAUUAGUGAAAUGAUGACGAACGAGGAUAUUGAUGGCCGACCCGAUGGCAUAUUCUAUCGCCUAAGGACCUUCAAUUCCCGAUUGGGAGUUCUAUUAACCGAUGGCGAAAUGUGGGUGGAGCAGCGUAGAUUUAUCCUGAGGCACUUGAAGAAUUUCGGCUUUGCCAGAAGUGGCAUGAUGGAUAUUGUCCACAAUGAGGCAACUUGUUUGCUGCAGGAUCUGAAGGACCAAGUGGCCAAGUCUGGAGGAAAGCAGGCGCGUAUCGGGAUGCACGAUCUGACGAGUGUUUAUGUUUUGAACACCCUCUGGUGCAUGCUGAGUGGCAGGAGAUAUGAACCCGGUUCCCCGGAGAUUACGGAACUACUGGAGACCUUCUUCGAGCUCUUUAAAAACAUCGAUAUGGUGGGUGCCCUAUUCAGUCAUUUUCCUCUCCUUCGAUUCAUUGCCCCAGACUUUUCUGGCUACAAUGGUUUUGUGGAAAGCCAUCGAUCGCUGUACUCCUUUAUGAGCAAAGAGAUCGAGCUGCAUCGUUUGACUUACAAGAACUACGAUGAACCCAGGGACCUCAUGGAUUCCUACCUUCGUGCCCAGGAGGAGGGCAACGAUGAGAAAGGCAUGUUCAGUGACGAGAGCCUGUUGGCCAUUUGCUUGGACAUGUUUUUGGCCGGAUCUGAGACCACCAACAAAAGUCUGGGCUUCUGCUUCAUGCAUUUGGUACUGCAGCCCGAAAUCCAGGAGCGGGCCUUCCAGGAAAUCAAGGAGGUGGUGGGUCUGGAGCGCAUUCCCGAGUGGUCCAGGGAUCGCUCCAAGUUGCCCUAUUGCGAGGCCAUCACUUUGGAGGCGGUCAGGAUGUUUAUGCUCCACACUUUCGGCAUUCCGCAUCGGGCUGUCUGCGAUACCCGCUUGUCGGGCUAUGAAAUUCCCAAGGACACCAUGGUUAUAGCCUGCUUCAGGGGUAUGCUCAUCAACCCAGUGGACUUCCCCGAACCGGAGGCAUUCGAUCCUGAGAGAUUCCUCUUUGAUGGCCACUUGAAACUACCGGAAGCCUUCAAUCCAUUCGGUUUUGGACGCCAUCGCUGCAUGGGAGAUUUGUUGGGGAGGCAGAAUCUUUUUAUGUUUAUGACCACAGUGCUGCAGAACUUUAAAAUGGUCGCCAUUCCUGGUCAGCUGCCGGAGGAAGAACCUCUGGAGGGAGCCACUGCUGCGGUUAAACCAUACGACAUCAUGUUAGUGGCUAGAGAGGAAUAACAAAGAUUAUUGUUUAUUACCUUUUGAACUUAAUUUAAACUUACCUCGUCAUGGAUUAUGGUGUACACAGUCAUAGAAAUAUGCUUCAAUUUUCGUUUGAAUUCCAAUAAAUUUCCACUUAUCUUGUCCAAAAUCAAUUGGCUGAUAUCAACAUUUUGGAGUCAAUGAAACCCCCCACUACAAACUAAAAUAUAUAUCAAUAUAUAUUACACAAUUCAUGUUUACAUUCUCUAAUUAAACAUUUAAUUAUCAAUAUCAUUAUAAUUAUUAUUGUUCAUGUUGUUGUUGAUUUGUAGUCUACAAAGUUUUCACUUAGUUCAAUUCAAUUCGGCUGUUAAGCGAUUCCAACAGAAGCAUUUCUCAAUGCAGUAUACAAAAGCAUGAAUGAAUAUACAAAAACUAGCGUACAAAGAAAUAUUGCCACAAAAA